UCAGAGGCCAACAUGAUGAUGUCCACAAAGCUUGUAUCGUUUCAGUUGAUUAUUAUAUUCACUUUCUUCUGUUCACUUUUAAGGCUCUCUUAUUUGGAAGUUUCUGGCAUUUCUUUUGCCAAUGCUACUGUUAUGGUUGGCUAUGAAGCUGCAGAAGAUGAAGACAUUGAAGCAAUAAGUGCUCUAUUGAAGUGGAAAGCCAACCUUGAUAACCAAAGCCAGGCUUUCUUGUCUUCUUGGUCCACCUUUACUUGCCCUUGCAAGUGGAAAGGAAUUGUUUGUGAUGAAUCCAACUCUGUCAGCACUGUAAAUGUUUCAAAUUUUGGACUAAAAGGUACACUUCUCAGUCUAAACUUUCCGUCAUUUCAUAAGCUCCUCAAUCUGGAUGUAAGUCACAACUUCUUCUAUGGAUCUAUUCCCCACCAAAUUGGUAACAUGUCCAGAAUUUCUCAGUUGAAAAUGGAUCAUAAUCUUUUUAAUGGUUUCAUCCCGCCAACAAUUGGUAUGUUGACAAAUCUUGUUAUACUUGAUUUGUCAUCCAACAAUCUCUCUGGUGCAAUCCCUUCAACUAUUAGAAACUUGACAAAUUUGGAACAACUUAUCCUCUUUAAAAACAUUCUCUCAGGCCCUAUUCCUGAGGAGUUGGGAAGACUUCAUUCUCUCACAAUAAUCAAAUUGCUAAAAAAUGAUUUUUCUGGGUCAAUCCCAUCUUCCAUAGGAGACUUGGCUAAUUUGAGAACACUUCAACUCAGUCGUAAUAAACUUCAUGGAUCAAUUCCUUCCACUCUUGGAAACUUGACAAACCUCAAUGAAUUGUCCAUGUCUAGAAACAAGCUUUCUGGAUCAAUUCCAGCUUCCGUUGGAAACUUGGUCUAUCUACAGAAGCUUCACCUUGCAGAAAAUGAACUUUCUGGGCCUAUUCCAUCUACCUUCAGAAAUUUGACAAAUCUCACCUUCCUAUUACUUCAUAUGAACAACCUUAGUGGUAGUUUUUCAACAGCAAUAAGUAACCUUACCAAUUUAAUAAACUUACAACUAAGCUCGAAUCAUUUCACUGGCCCUUUGCCUCAACAUAUUUUUGGAGGGUCACUUUUAUAUUUUGCUGCCAAUAAGAAUCAUUUCAUUGGUCCAAUUCCAACAAGUUUGAAGAACUGCUCCAGCCUUGUUAGGCUCAACCUUGCAGAAAAUAUGUUGACCGGAAAUAUUUCAAAUGAUUUUGGUGUAUAUCCAAAUUUGAACUACAUUGAUCUGAGUAGCAAUUGCCUUUAUGGCCACCUUUCAUCAAAUUGGGCCAAAAGCCAUGAUCUCAUAGGCCUAAUGAUUUCAUACAAUAGUUUAUCCGGUGCUAUACCCCCAGAGCUAGGUCAGGCACCUAAGUUACAAAAGCUUGAACUGUCUUCAAAUCAUCUAACAGGAAAAAUUCCAAAAGAACUUGGCAACUUGACCUCCUUGACUCAACUCUCCAUAAGUAACAACAAACUUUCAGGCAACAUUCCCAUAGAAAUAGGAUCUUUAAAGCAACUUCAUCGCUUGGAUCUUGCAACAAAUGAUUUAAGUGGCUCAAUCCCAAAACAGCUCGGAGGGUUGCUCAGUUUAAUUCACUUAAACUUAAGCCAUAACAAAUUCAUGGAAAGCAUUCCCUCUGAAUUUAGCCAAUUGCAAUUUCUUCAAGAUCUUGAUCUUAGUGGAAAUUUUUUAAAUGGAAAAAUUCCAGCAGCACUUGGAAAAUUGAAGGUAUUGGAAAUGUUGAACCUCUCCCACAACAGUCUCUCUGGAUCCAUUCCUUGUAAUUUUAAGCAUAUGUUGAGCUUGACAAAUGUUGACAUAUCUAACAACCAAUUAGAGGGUGCAAUUCCAAACAGUCCAGCCUUCCUUAAGGCACCAUUUGAAGCAUUGGAAAAAAACAAACGCUUGUGUGGUAAUGCUUCAGGGUUGGAACCUUGUCCAUUGAGUCACAAUCCUAAUGGUGAAAAGAGAAAGGUCAUAAUGUUGGCACUAUUCAUUAGUUUGGGUGCACUAUUGCUAAUAGUGUUUGUGAUUGGAGUUUCAUUAUAUAUUCAUUGGCAAAGAGCAAGAAAAAUAAAAAAGCAGGACACGGAAGAACAAAUUCAAGAUCUUUUUUCCAUAUGGCAUUAUGAUGGAAAAAUAGUGUACGAAAAUAUAAUCGAAGCAACAAAUGAUUUUGAUGACAAAUAUCUCAUUGGAGAAGGGGGGUUUGGAUGUGUUUACAAGGCUAUCUUGCCCUCUGGCCAGAUUGUUGCUGUGAAAAAACUUGAGGCUGAAGUGGACAAUGAAGUGCGUAAUUUUAAGGCUUUUACAAGUGAAGUUCAGGCCUUGACAGAAAUCAAACAUCGUCACAUUGUGAAGUUGUAUGGAUUUUGUGCGCAUCGGCAUUAUUGUUUUUUGGUUUAUGAGUUCCUAGAAGGUGGCAGCUUGGAUAAAGUCCUAAACAACGACACACAUGCAGUGAAGUUUGAUUGGAAUAAGAGGGUUAACGUUGUUAAAGGUGUGGCAAAUGCUUUGUAUCAUAUGCAUCAUGGUUGCUCUCCUCCUAUUGUUCAUCGCGACAUAUCAAGCAAGAAUGUUCUUAUAGAUUUGGAAUUUGAAGCUCGCAUCUCUGACUUUGGAACAGCAAAGAUUCUAAAUCAUAAUUCACGCAAUUUGAGUUCGUUUGCAGGCACUUAUGGAUAUGCUGCACCAGAGCUUGCUUAUACUAUGGAAGUGAAUGAGAAAUGUGAUGUCUUCAGUUUUGGGGUCCUUUGUUUGGAAAUAAUAAUGGGAAAUCAUCCAGGCGAUCUCAUUUCUUCAAUGUGUUCACCCUCUUCAAGACCAGUAACAUCUAAUUUGCUAUUGAAGGAUGUGCUGGACCAAAGACUUCCUCUUCCAAUGAUGCCAGUUGCUAAGGUGGUGGUCUUGAUUGCAAAAGUGGCAUUUGCUUGUUUGAAUGAACGACCACUUUCUCGCCCAACCAUGGAAGAUGUGUACAACAUGUUUGUGAUGCAUAAAUCACCUUUAAUGAAGGAGACAUUAGACACCAUUGCACUUGGACAACUUCAAAAUCAUUGAACUUGGUUUUCUUUUGUAUUGUAAGUUUAUGUUUUUUUUUCUUUCCUCUUUUUGCUGUUAGUCAUGUGUUGUAAGCUUGUCUAGAAAUAUUUGACAAUAAAUUGGUUGUCUGCAAUAAAUUGUUGAAGUUAGGAAAUUUUAUACCUAGAAUUUAUGUAUUCAGCAGACACUAAAAACAUUUAUUAGAGCAUUGGU
Glycine soja is the source of this 3261-nucleotide messenger RNA. Its product is annotated as MDIS1-interacting receptor like kinase 2-like. Gene Ontology annotation, molecular function: ATP binding; protein binding; protein kinase activity. The record is from RefSeq and is a predicted model, not a curated record. Gene Ontology annotation, biological process: protein phosphorylation. Bases 13 to 3066 code for a protein of 1017 amino acids. The transcript has 2 exons. NCBI's taxonomy places the organism in Eukaryota, Viridiplantae, Streptophyta, Magnoliopsida, Fabales, Fabaceae.